This is a messenger RNA of Penicillium egyptiacum, 255 nucleotides long. The record is from the annotation of a GenBank genome assembly. Lineage: Eukaryota; Fungi; Ascomycota; Eurotiomycetes; Eurotiales; Aspergillaceae.
GGGCAUGUUUUGACGCGCCUAGGUCCACUAUGCGCCCGGAGCGGCGUUCCACCCGCGGACGCGACCUUUCUCCCGAGACUGGGGAGUCUAGCGACCGUGCGACCACCUCCCCGAUCGUGGAAAUUCCCAGCUCUCCUUCCAGCAUGGCCACAGACGCCCCUAUGGACGGUCCUGUGCCUGCGAAAAUCGCUUCCCCCGCUCCGAACACACUCCCCGCGCUUCUGACAACUGUUCUUGACGAAACUGGUCGCGCUG